UUCCCUCUCUUGCAACUAAUCGGGAUCGCAUCCGUUUCGGUCGCUCAGUUUUCAUGCACAUCGGCUUCGGUGCAAUAAAGACCCGCUAAACUGGACUCGGGACAGAUCAGAACAGGACAACAUUCGGAAGUCUCUUUUAAGCAAUGGAGCCAGCCUUUGGGGAGGUGAACCAGCUAGGUGGUGUUUUUGUGAACGGAAGACCCCUGCCCAAUGCCAUCCGGCUCAGGAUAGUAGAGCUGGCCCAGCUGGGCAUCAGGCCUUGCGACAUCAGCAGGCAGCUCCGCGUCUCUCACGGCUGUGUAAGCAAGAUUCUGGCCCGGUACAACGAGACCGGUUCGAUACUCCCAGGCGCAAUCGGCGGCAGCAAGCCAAGGGUCACGACCCCGUCCGUGGUCAAGCAAAUUCGGACUUACAAGCAACGGGACCCUGGCAUUUUCGCUUGGGAGAUUCGAGACAGACUGCUCGCCGACGGUGUGUGUGAUAAAUUCAAUCUGCCCUCUGUCAGCUCGAUCAGUAGGAUUCUCCGCAACAAGAUUGGAAAUCUGUCUCAACAGAACCAGUACGAGUCGACCAAACAGGGCCCUCAUCACCAGCCACAACACACCCUGCCAUACAACCACCUGUACUCGUAUCCGACUCCAAUCGGAGCCACUGGGACUAAAGUACCGACUCCGCAAGGCAUGCACACUCUUCCUGGACACAUGGCAAUGCAUAGGAUAUGGCCUUCCUCUCAUUCUGUUACAGAUAUUCUGGGCAUUCGAUCAAUAACGGAGCAGCAAAUUAGUGACAGUCCGUCCUUUUCCAGCGCCAAACUGGAAGAAUGGAGCUCUAAUAACAGGAGUCAUUUUUCGCCAGCGAGUUCUACUCUAGUCAGUGGUGUGGAUAAGCCUCACUUAGAACCUGAAGCAAAAUACACACAGAUGCCGAAUGGAUUGCCCACAGUGAACAGUUAUGUCACAGCUCCCAGCAUCCAUCCUUCCCACCCUCCCACCCAAGUGUCACCCUACAUGGGGUACAGCGGCACCACGUCGGCCUAUGUGACCGGCCCCAUAUGGCAGCCGCACAGUGGCAGUGCUCUCUCUCCCCACAGCUGUGACAUCACCGCCCCACUGGCCUUCAAGAGCAUGGCUGCCAUGCAAGACUCUGUCCAUCCCAUUACCGCCUCUGCUCUUUAAAUUUCGAAGGAGUGUGGGGGGUCAAAGAGAGACAGCAAAAGUAGAGAAAGACACGGCUAUAUGGACUUCUGACCGGCUCUCUCUCUGGACGGACUAAUGUUAUGCUUUUACAAUAGUGUCAGACGAGCCAUGUACCAUUCUGAAUGCCAAUGAUCUCCUGCUCCGUAUCAGCAUCGCCCAACUUGUCUGCACAGGAAAAAAAGAGCAAGAGUGAGAAUACGCAAAGGCUGUCUUCUCCGAUCUGAACUGAGCAGUGGAUUUACAAGUCAAGAACAUCACCAGCUGCUUUGUGGUGUUCAGUACACUAGCCAGAGUUCAAUUUCGGUGCUUCUUUCUGUGAACAUAAUGUUCUUGUAUGUUUUCAAGAACGCCAAAUAUAAAUGAUUGAAUAAGCAAUCUCAUGUUAAACAACCGACCAGUUUGCAUUUACUGUUUUUCAGGGUGUUUUAAAUUGUUAAUAUCUAGAUGUUCAACUAUGUUUCUUUUUUUUUCUUCACUUUUUUUUUUUUUUUUUUUUGUCUUUUUGGAUACCAGUUUCAAUUCACUAAUAAUGUAUGCCAGAGCUCUUGAGAAAAGUUAUUCCAUUUAUUUAUUAGACUGUAAGGUACGUUGAAUGAAGUGCUGUUGGUACAGAUAUGGGGGGAAAGAAGCACAUUCAGAAAACAGGGGCAUUCAUUCAUGCAACAUUAAAUAUCAGUGAAGCUGCACACUUCCAGACAUUGCACAAUGAAAUUGAAUGUAUCUUAUUAAAGGAGACAUGUGUA
This is a messenger RNA of Xyrauchen texanus (razorback sucker), 1939 nucleotides long. Its product is annotated as paired box protein Pax-9-like. The transcript has 4 exons. The record is from RefSeq and is a predicted model, not a curated record. The coding region runs from base 144 to 1175 and encodes 343 amino acids. NCBI's taxonomy places the organism in Eukaryota, Metazoa, Chordata, Actinopteri, Cypriniformes, Catostomidae. Gene Ontology annotation, molecular function: RNA polymerase II cis-regulatory region sequence-specific DNA binding; DNA-binding transcription factor activity, RNA polymerase II-specific. Gene Ontology annotation, biological process: regulation of transcription by RNA polymerase II; anatomical structure development.